CGAGAUUAAAAGAGAGAAAGAGAGAGAGAGAGAGAGAGAAAUAGAGAGCGAGAGAGGGAAAGAGAGAGCGAGAGAGAAAGAGAGUAGGAAAGGGCGAGAGCGUUCGACAAAGAAAGGUGAAACAGUCUCACCGUUACCCUCCUAUUGUCGUUCAUCUGCUUCAUAUUCCACGGCCCAGUUGCUCGUGCGCAGAGGACUCAUCGUUCAGACAAGCUUGGGUGGUGUUUUUAAGCCUAGAGCUUCACUUCACUACGUCCUCCGCUCUGUCAUCGGGAUCGGCGCGUGUGCGUUUUUUUUUUGUUUUUUUUGGUGUGUGUAUUCGCUCUAGAGUAGCCGCACGCGGACGUACUCUACGCCAGAGGUUUCGCACGCGCGCACAAACACACACGGUGACGCGGGCUCAGUUCGGUUCGGUGCGUUUUGCUGCUUCGAGACCAAAUCGCGUGACGGCAUGUCGGUGUACGCCAACGUGUCACUGCUAGGUCCCGCUGGAUGCUAGCGCGUUUCGUGCCAGUACGCUCCAGCGGCUGUCGGUUUGUGCAAGUGCGUAAAGCGGGCGUAAAGCGGUUCGCAGAUCGUGCGUUUCGUCGAGCGUUAAAUCAAUCGCUACAAUCAAUAGUUUCCACUGGCAAGCAAAACAAAAAAAAAGAAGGGUCCAAGGACCGACGACAGCAGGAAAGACGCGUCAAACCGAGCAACAGCAUCAGCGAGGGCGUUGUCAUUUUGGCAUUCGCGUCACACGUGUAAAGCUACACACUCUACGCCAUGUCGCGUUACUCAAGAGACGAUCCGCGGUCAAUUUUCUUCAGCAGCAGCAGCUCGACCCCGCUGCGCAGUUACGCCGGCUCGGACCUGCUCAAGCGCACCGCGGCCGGGGCGCCGAGCUCGCCAAACCCAUCGACCAGUCCCACGCCAUCCACCUCCUCCGCCACACCUCCUGGCGGGGAGCCCAGCGGCAAGCCCGAGCCCGUCGUUCGCAUCAUCCCGAUCCUGUACCCGGCCCAACCGGCGCGGCUGAUCGGAGGCACCAGCAGCUACGGAAACGCUGCCCGGCCCAGCCCACCGGAUGGCCCGGACGGUGAAGCGGACGCACCAGUGAAGCGCAGCGACGCUCCGACACCGUCACAACCACCACCGGCAGCAGCAGCAGCACCAGCCGCUUCCACCGCCACAACCGGUAUACUGAAAUCGCCAGCCGCGGGCCAAGCACCGUCCGGCGGCACCGGGACACCGUCGCGUGUCUCCUUUUCUGCUCGACCGACCACCAACAGCAAGCCAACGAUGGCCGGUCCGAGCGGCACCGGGAAUGGCGUGCACGGCCGAACGCUGCCCCUGGCCAAGACGUCCCGAUCGGGCGGGGUGGAGCCGCCGCUUGCCGCGCCACCCGUCGCCGAGUCGACGGCGAGCGGCCCGCUGCACCAGGCGGACCCGACGGCCGGGACAGGCGGGUCUGCCUGUCGCAUGCAGCUCGCGCUGUACGGCUGGCGCAAGAAGUGUCUGUACGCGCUCAUCUUCGUCCUGAUGGUGAUGAUCAUCGUGAACCUGGCGCUGACGCUGUGGAUCAUGAAGGUGAUGGAGUUUUCCUCGAACGGUAUGGGCCAGCUGAAGAUUGUGCCCGGUGGCAUUCAGCUUACAGGACAGGCGCUGGUGCUGAACACGCUGCGGGCAUCUUCGAUCCGCUCGAAACACGGACAACCCAUCUCGGUCGAAUCAUCGCGCAAUCUGAGCAUCAACACACGGAACGCGUACGGUGCGGUCGAGAACCAGCUGUUUCUCGGCCACGACCGGCUCGAGGUGCUGGCGAACCACUUCCGCAUCACGGACACGCACGGCACCAACCUGUUCGCGGUCGACCGGGACGAGGUGAUCGUGGGGGCCGGCUCGCUGCGGGUCGAGGGUGAAGGUGGCGUCGCGUUUCGGGACUCCAUCCAGACGCCGCUGGUCCGUGCGGAUGCCGGCAAGGAUUUAAAGCUAGAGUCACCGACGCGAUCGCUGGAAGCGCGGGCCACUCAGGAAAUAUUCAUCCAGUCGCGGGCCGGCGGCAUCGAGACGACCUGUCUCAACGAUCUGAAGCUUCACUCAGUGGCCGGCAGUAUCCGGCUCGACUCGAGCGCCAUCUACAUGCCGAACCUGAAGACGGUGCAAACGGUGGUGGGCGGCGGCGGAGGUCUGCUGCCCGCCUCCGCCAGGGGCGACGGCGCGGGCAAGAUCUACCAGCUGUGCGCCUGCUCGAGCGGUAAGCUGUUCCUGGCGGCGCCCAACAGCGUCUGCACUGCCGACGAUAGCGCCAUCUGCAGGUAAUACUAGUGUCGGUGCAUGUCAUAAUCGCCACACGGGGGCGUGUUAGUAGCAGCAGCAGUAGUAAUGGCACAAAAGGUGGGGGGUAAAAACAGAGAACACAACACACACACACAUACACACACUAACAUACUCAGUUUAGGUUUACUCGAAUGCAGAAUCACACCGUUUCGCCCCUUCCCGUCCCCGAGUUGCCUUAACAGACACAGUUAAAAAAAAAAACAAAACACAAUAAGAUUGUUAAAGGUUCCCAGCCUGGUAGACACGCAUGGGCACCUGGUACAUCCUUGCAUGAGCUUACACUGGCGCUCGACGGAGAGGGAAGAUAGAGAGAAAGAGAGAGCGAGAGAGAGAGAGAGAGAGAGAGAGAGAGAGAAAGAGAGAGAAAUAAAGAGAGAGAGAGAGAGAGAGAGAGAGAGAGAUCAUCUGCAGAAGCCUUUUUUGUUUGUUUGCCAUCGCCAGCUAGAAGAGUUACCCACUCUGUCCCAUCUUUCCUCCCAGGAGCCUCAUCCCUCAAAUCCCCUACCCCUCCAUCACCCCUUUUGUACCCCCAUUCGCUGCUGUGCUUAACGGUGCCACAAAGAGGAUGGCAGGCGAAAAAGAUAAAAAUAAACCCCAAAAUAAAAUAAAAAAAAAGAUAAAGUAAAAAAGAAAAAUGUUAUACUCUAGCAACCAAUUAUGCGUACACUUAGAGGAACGAUUAUAUAUUAUAUAUACAUACCUUAGCAAUGAAAGAUAAGCGUUACAUAGAGCUAGGAGCGCCCACGGUGCGGGCCCGACGAUAUCAAUCAAUACCGUAUUAGAGUGUUUCAAAUUGUUCCGGCAACAAAACGAGCAGGCAGCGAGGAGAAGAGGGCGAACAAACAAAUUAAAAAAAAAAAAAAACAAGGGAAAUCAAAUCCGCAAGCUGGGGCAGGGUAGACAGCGAAGGUCAAGGGCGCAUAAUAGAUAAGAGCAAAUUUAAAUCAAUUAUCCCCAAGAUACAAUAUUCCCGCGAAGCGAGCCGCGAAGAAGGAGUUGAUCGCAUCCUUCUACCCCCUCCUCUUCCCGGUGAAAACGCCAUUUUCUUUUGCUGCUCGUACAAUAUAAGAUACAUAUCACUAACUGUAGCGUGUGUGUGUGCGCGCAAAACGAGAGCAACCUAAUGACAGAGAGAGAGAGAGAG
This is a messenger RNA of Anopheles coluzzii, 3463 nucleotides long. RefSeq names its product delta-sarcoglycan. The transcript is spliced from 6 exons. The record is from RefSeq and is a predicted model, not a curated record. NCBI's taxonomy places the organism in Eukaryota, Metazoa, Arthropoda, Insecta, Diptera, Culicidae. Bases 766 to 2301 code for a protein of 511 amino acids. Gene Ontology annotation, cellular component: sarcoglycan complex; sarcolemma. Gene Ontology annotation, biological process: cardiac muscle tissue development; heart contraction.